Cladocopium goreaui is the source of this 741-nucleotide messenger RNA. NCBI's taxonomy places the organism in Eukaryota, Dinophyceae, Suessiales, Symbiodiniaceae. The record is from the annotation of a GenBank genome assembly.
AUGGCUGCUCCAGCUGUGACGACUCUGGCCCUCGCGGGGCCCAACGCCCGAAAUCCGGGAGAUUGGCCGUGCCAGUUCUGCAAAAAGGUGCAGUUUUCCCGUGAUAUCAGCUGCAAAGAUUGCGGGGCCCGCAGGCCCAUCUCAGGCACCUAUGGCACCCCCUUGCCUGCGGCCGAAGAAAAUCCGCUGCAAUCCCCGACAGGACAGCCUGGGGAUUGGACCUGUCCCAAGUGCAAGUCCACGAACUUCGCGCGGAAUCCAGUCUGUGGCAGGUGCAACUGUCCGAAACCUGAGACGGUGGAGGAGUACAAUCUUUUGGCCAUGGCGGCAGUUGGAUGUUUGCCAGGUCAACAUGGUAGCGCCAAGGGCUAUGUGCCACCAACAGCUCAACUUAAGAGUGAUGCUUCAUCACCUUGGGCGAGGCAAUGGUGCGCUGGGCCUGUGAAUGGUAUGUUUGUCGGUGAGACGAACCUACCUGGCUGGCUGACGGGGGCGAACAAAGAGGACGGAGGAUCUGAUUCCGAGUCCAACAGCCAGACCAAGAAAAGAAAGUUAGAGGCUCAAGGAAAUGCAGCCGCAAAGGCUGCCCCGAAAGGAGAAGCGAAGAAACGGCCAAAGAUCAAAAAGAAGUACUCCGGGUUAUCCAAGGAAGAAAUCGCCAAGAAAAAGGCGGAGGAGGAGGAGGAAAAGCGGCGGCAGAUGAGGGAACGCCGUAAGGAUCGUGUGAUCAAAGUGGACUAA